Amorphotheca resinae ATCC 22711 is the source of this 2475-nucleotide messenger RNA. RefSeq lists its product as hypothetical. The record is from RefSeq and is a predicted model, not a curated record. The transcript is spliced from 2 exons. Lineage: Eukaryota; Fungi; Ascomycota; Leotiomycetes; Helotiales; Amorphothecaceae. Gene Ontology annotation, molecular function: transmembrane monodehydroascorbate reductase activity. The coding region runs from base 1 to 2475 and encodes 824 amino acids.
AUGGCCCCCCUCGACGACCUGUCUCCCGCCGGCUCGAGCAGUUAUUCGUCAAAUACGAUGAAUGUCGGCGAUGGGACCUGGGAUGCUACAAGGAAUGAUUUCCUGUUACCGAAUCUCGUGGGGUUGAAUUUCGAUACGAUGCAAUACAACGGAAUGGGAAACCGUUUUGCGAGCCUCGCCCAAUACCAUACCCUCGUGAAAGGCCACGGCAUAGUCGCCGUCAUAACCUUCCUAUUCAUCGUCCCGGCCGCCAUCAUGACCGCUCGCUUCUAUGGACGGAACCCGAAGCAGGCCCUCCGCAUGCACAUCUACCUACAAGUCAUGACCAUCCUGCUCUCGACCGUAGCAUUCGUGCUGGGUUGGUUUGCCGUGGGUCCCAAACGCUCACUCACGAAUCCCCACCAUGGCAUCGGUGUCGCCAUCUACGUCCUAAUAUGGGUGCAAGCCAUUGGGGGGAGAUGGGUCUAUGGGAGAGAGAAGGGGAGGGUCAGGAGGACCAAGCUUCCUUUGAAAUUGGUUCUGCAUCAGUGGCUGGGACGAGCAACGGCUAUUUUGGCAAUCGUGCAAGUCCCGCUUGGGUUGACCCUUUACGGGAGUCCGAAGUUUACCUUCGUCCUAUAUACGCUUUGGAUGACAUUCCUCUUGGUCCUGUAUUUUAUCCUCAGUUACAGGUCUAUGGGGUCUGUUGCUGGAUUGGUCAGGAGAAGUAGCCAUGGUGGAACCGUGAUUGAAGAGAAGAGGAGAAGCAGCUUUGGUUGGCUUGGGCCGUUGGCUGCGGGUGCCGGGGCCGCCGCAUUGUUGAGCAGGAAUCGGAACAAGAGCAGAAGUCGAAGUAGGACGAGGAGAGAGGAAGUUAUACCUUCCAGGCGUGGCUCAAGACGAGACAGUGAGAGUUAUAUCGAGGACGAGAAAUACGAGUCACGAAAGAACGAAGGCGGCGGAAUGUUGAAUACGGUCCUGAAAGGGGCAGCAAUCCUGGGAGCUGGUGCGCUGGCAAAGAGCUGGUAUGAUAGACGCAAGGAAAAGAAGCAGCAGGAUGAGUAUUCAUCAGUGGCUCCGGACACACCUUCUCGAAGACACAGACGACGUAACGACUCAAUCAGUGAGGACAGCGUCGACAUUUCACGUGUGGAAAGCCGUCGAGCAGGAGGUCCUCCUCCCUCAACACCAGGCCCUGGCGAUACCACAACGAUCAUGUCAUCAGCUGCUGGACCACGACCGGUGACUCCUCGUCCAGUCCGCCCCGGAAGAGCACAAUCCUUUGACUCGGGAAGCUAUUCCUACACCGAUAGCCUGUCACCCUCUCGAAGACAACCAUCGCCUUCUCAUGCGGCUCGCAACGGUAUCCUCGCAGGACUAGGCAUGGGCUGGUUGGCCAAGAGGCUGAAGGACCGCCAAGACAGAAGGGAACAAGAGAGGCUCGACAGACUAGCCGAAGAAGAGCGUAUGUCCCGACUUGGUCGGUCUCCAUCAGGCCCUCGCUAUACCGGCGACGGCAUGCCUCCUCCACGCCGCCAACGUGUCUCACGCACACACGAGCCGUCAGAUCUCUCGUCCAUGCUCGACGACCCGCAUUAUAUCCGUCCUGGGGGCAUUCCCCCUAUCCCUCCUGCUCUCGCCGCUGGAGCUGGAGCAGCUGGAGCGGCAUACGGUGCGCAACCAAGAGGUGCUCAUGAUCUCACCAAUCCUAUGCCUCCGCCGCCACCUGGGCCACCACCCGGAACGAUGGCUGGCGGUCCAGUUAGUAUGCCGCCCGCCCCUCCCGAUCCUGUAGGGAUACUCCACCAGGACAGUGUAGUCGAUUCAUAUAUUUCUGCCGGUGAUGGCCCCCAGCGUCAGAAUUCCUCACGACGUCAGCAAGAAAGCGAAGCUGCAGCUGCCGCAGCAGCAGCUGGCGCUGCGGAACUCGCUGCCCAAGAGGAAGCCCGCCGUCAACGCUCCCGUUCCAGAUCACGGAGCCGAGUAUCACAGGAGCCCGGCCAGCCCGUGAGCCUGAAAGUCAAGCUGCACGGGGAUCAAGACCAGAACAUCACGCUACGACGGCUGACAGAGGAGGAAGCGGCCGCGGAGCGAGAAGCGCGGAGGGCGCAACGGAGACGGAGGAACGAUUCGCUCAGCAGCCUGAGCGGUUCCGAAAUCCCAUCCAGCCGCCGACGAUACAGGAGAGAUAGACGGGACCGGGACGCAGCGUCGGAGGCGGGUACCGCACCCCCACCACCCGCCAUGGAGCCGCUCAGCCCUCCCAACCCCGCGUUCGCCGGGGGCAAGAGACCGAAAGACAGCGCGUACUACAGCGGCCGUCCUGAAGGCUCGGGUGUCGGAGGGGUGCCGCCCAGCGGUCUGGGUAGCCCAGACAGCCACGGUACUAUGUCCGCAAUGAGCAUGGGCAGUGGUAGCGUUGACCCGGCGGAGCGGCGAAGAAGGCGGCGGCUGGAGCGAAACCAGCGACCGAGCGGGACGGUGGAGUUCACUUGA